Molecule: messenger RNA, 3513 nt
Organism: Penicillium paradoxum
Lineage: Eukaryota; Fungi; Ascomycota; Eurotiomycetes; Eurotiales; Aspergillaceae
Exons: 5
Coding region: 1-3513 (1170 amino acids)
Source: RefSeq, a predicted model, not a curated record
AUGUCUACCGAUGACCCCUUCUCGUUUCUGCCUGAGCAGCCCAAACCCACCAAAAAGCCCCAUUGGAAGAGUAAGCUAUUCUCCAAGGAUAAGAGCAAAGCUGCUGCGCAGCAACAUCAAGAAAUCGCCGACUUCCUAAGUUCCUCCCGCGCCCCGGACUCAACUUCAGCCUCCCCGCCCGUCGACCCGAGAUACAUUCCUCCGCAUCACAUUGCCCCUCACCGCAUUCCUCCUUCGCAAAACCCCUCAGGUUUCCCUCCAUCCAAGCCAGCGCCUGCGCCAGCCCCAGCGCAGUCUCGUGAAAAUUAUGCGUUCGGUUCUUCGGAUCAUGAACAAGCCCCUGCACUCCGCGCCACUGCCAAGCCCCAUGGUCGCAAAGGCAAGGGGCUGCAAGUGGGAUUCAGCAACCGAAGACCAGAAGUGAUUGGAGAAGGAGGCGAUGAAACAGAGUCACCUACGAUUGAGAUCUCACGGGCCCGCGAAAGAUCUUUGAGCAGGGGUACUCAGCCUGACAAUAUUGCCGAGGGCCUCUCGGACGCUUCUCGAUCAAACCUCCCGAAUCUCCGACUGGACACAUCGUUGGGCGAUGGCGAUGCGCGAUCCCGGCAAGCUAACUUAUCACCGCGACGUGAUAGAUCGGAGUGGAAACCGCCGCUGAUGCAAAAUCCACAAGAUGCGGACUUCUUGAGAACGUUGCCGUUGAGCGAUAAUGGCUCUCGAUUGUCAUUCCGUGGGGGUGGCGAAACAAGCUCCUUCGCAGAACGUGUCCGCGACAGAAUGCAAGCCGAGGAAGGUCGCGCACUGCACCAUCACUAUGAGGAAGAUACAUCAUCUCCGGGAGCCGACGACGAUGACCUUCCAACUCCCCCUAGCCCUCCCAGCCCUGAACUGCCCUUGAAAUCUUAUAACGAUUCCGAGUCGGCGUACGAAACAGCCCCAAACUCCGUGGUCUCUCAUGCGCCGUCGGUUCCUUUGUCGAUGAGCUCGAUCGUUGAAUCAAUUCGGAACCCCCAAAGCCCUGUCAGAAACCGCGCACCACCGAGUCUCAGUCCCAUUGACUCCCGAAUGCCGACGAAUUGGGCACCAGCCAGCCCCGGCAAGGCUUCACCUUCACCAACGCAGGCUCAACCUCCAUUCCAAGAUCUGCCUACAUCGAAAUCGGCGUCACCACCCAGUGGCGAAAGCCGCGAUGCACCCCGCAGCUCACAACCUAAGUUCUCCCUUCGAAAUGUUGCGACCCAAGUUGGUGAUACCGCAUUUGCGGAAUUUAAGGAGUACAACGCACGAUAUAGGAGUCAUAUCCAACAUGCUGCAGAGGGUGUCAAGCCAUCAGAAGAAACAUCACUUGCAGAAUGGGUUCGGGCUGCGGUGUGGUGGUUUUUGCGAGGAAAGACACGAUUGGAAGCAUAUGCUCGUUCCCGUUCAACAUCCCCGCCUACUCACGCUACGCAAGCCGUCGUUGAUCUUGGCAAGGCAUUGUGGAUCAAUGAAAAUAUUGUCCCCAGCCAUCGUGAGCUCUCUCGAUACGGCAGGUUGAGUGUUGAUGCCCUACUUGCCGUCACGAGCACAACUGGCGACAAGGAGCUGGCUGAUCUCCUGAGUAUACACCACACUCUCACCAAUCAUCUCAGGUCGCUCUCUAUGUCAAUCAAACGAAAUAACAUUCUAUCAUUGGUUGUCUCUGAUAAAGGCUCUCCCACCCAGUUGGAUACUAGCAUUUGGCUGCGUUACCCUUCCUAUGCGCCCGACGUAUCAGCAGUCCUGUCUGGCGCAGCAACAAGAUCGAUGCUUGUUGACGCCGUGGGCAGAAUACCGAGCUUGGUGCACAUGAUGCCUUUGGCUGAUACGAGUCGAUACUUCAGCUACGGUAGUAUGUUCGUACAGGUCUGCGUGAGCUCGAGUGAUGAUGAUGGACAGCAGCAAUAUGCCAUGCCCUGUGCAUUGACGAUAGUCCGUGAACGGGCGGAUUGGUAUGUCUUUGCCGCAAUCACCAGUCAAAGUCAACUUGUCAACAUCUUAGUCCAGUCCGAUCGCAAGCAGGGUCCGACUUGGGAGGAUGUGGAUUGGCAAGUCCGGACGCAUUCCAUGCGAGUCAAGCUUCCUCGAGGAUUCGAGUUGGAUGUCAUGUUCAAAGAAGAGGAUUUCAAGGCCCUUUGGAAUAUCGUGAAGUAUACACAGAAGUCAGAGAACAGUCUCCAUCCAGAAGAAGGGGAGACUGUAGUCUUCGAGAACACACUCAAGGUUUUCCAAUACAUGGAUCCGGGUUCAACAAAGGCCUUCCCUCCAGAACCCACCGAAAGGGCUCGAGUCCGUUUGUUUGAGCGAUCGGUCAUAGUCAGAGAAGGCACCGGUACCCGCAACGCGCAUCGAGGAUUCAGAUUGGCUGUCUUGACUAGUCCGAAGGUCAAGACCUUAAGUAGUAUUCGCCAUACUUUCGGCCUCGGGGCACCAAUAGUUUUCGGUCUUUUACGAGGAGAGGACGGUGCUCCCGCUCUGCUCCUCAAAGUGACCGAGGACGGUCGUACGAGCUCUAUGUUGCUGACCUUCCAUGAGGUGGAGGAGCGUACAAAGAUACACUCUGUAUUGCUUGGCAUGAAACCCCGGGAGGGAGAAGCCAAAUCACCGGAGUUCGCCCUUAGUUCUUAUUGCAUUGAGCAGCCCGAAGAUUCAUUCACUGGCCAACCCCCGGUGAAACAUCUCCAGUUCCCCGCCGGAAGCGUAUCGGUCAUUGAUCAGGAGCAUGCUUGUGCCGAGCAUGGCUAUGGGCCAACGAUUCUAUCGGAGAGUUUAAGGGCUUUUAUUGCUACUGAAUGGGGAUCCGUGACAGAUCGCAUUAACUUAGGACCGGGUGAAUUGAAAAUCGGGUUAGACGUCCAACGCAGCACAAGCAUGAGCCUGUUCCGUCCUGCGCAGCAGGAUAUGACCCUUUCACUUGCGGAUAAUCUUGUUCGCCCUGAAAUGAUAAAGCAAUUGACCACAUUUAUGGAAAAGAUCACAGCGAAGCCUAUGGUCCGUCGACUCGACUUCCCCACCAUACAGGAUCUACAUGCCUUCGAGGCAGCCGUUACCGGCUUCCGGGUGCUCUACGAUGGUAUGGCUACAUCCUUCACAAUUUCCCGCCGGCGCAGUAUGGUCCCUAUCUACAAGAAGUGGGAAGCUUCUCUGGCACGAGUCCAGAUCGUUCGACAAGAAAAGGUCGUCCAGAUGCUCGUUUUCUUCGGGGGCUUCCAGCACGGCACGUGCAUGAACUUCGUUCUCAAGGGAACUGAUAUUAUGGAAUCUUUUGGCCGAUCUGGCAAAUUCGGCAUCCGCAUGGUUGACGCCAAGUUCGCGCUGCCAAAGAAGGAUGAUGACCCGGCCUCCAACUUUGUGUGCCUCGAUAUGCCUGAGUAUCCCAUCGAACAUGACGACCUCACUAUUACGUUCGAAAAUGAAGCUGCACGCGCCAUGUUCAAGGCGGCACUGCCUGGAUCAGUGCGAGAGCCAUCGCGCAUGGGCUCUAUCCGACGAUAA